CUGGAUCUUAGAAAUUUUGGACAGGACCGGAUCCGACCCAAAUAUUCCUUCCUAAUGUUUGUACGAUCUGGGGAUAUCGAUCGUAUCACGGGAUGGAGGUCUGUUCGAUGUCGGGCCGAUUGCCGCCGACGAACCCCAUUUUCGGCCGCAAUUCGAUUUACGUUGUCCGCAGAAGACCCCCAACGACGUCGUACUUCCCUUCUUGCCGAUCAAGAACUGGCACUACAAGUCGUCAAGAAAACGAAAAGUCUGAAUCAGGGGAGCCUGCAAAUCGGAUGUUUGUCCUGGGAAUGGGUUUUGUGGGCAGUUUCUUGGCUCAAGGUUUGAAGAACCAAGAAUGGGGUGUAUCGGGGAGUUGCACUAGCCUUGUGAAGAAGAAGAAACUAGAGGAGGACAUGGGAUUUGAUGUUUACCUUUUCAAUGCAAAUGAACCAGAACCGGAAGUCCUAAGUAUUUUGAACCAUCACACUCACCUCAUAGUGUCCAUCCCUCCCCUUGUUGGAACUGGUGACCCGAUGCUGCAACAUGAAGAACAUCUGAAGAGUAUGCUAAUCGAAGGAAACCUCAAGUGGCUCUGUUACUUGUCAUCGACUAGUGUAUAUGGUAAUUGUGGUGGUAUGUGGGUGGAUGAAGACAGUUAUCCAGUAUGCCCUGCAAAUGAGAAGGCUAAAGCGAGGUUAGCUGCUGAAGAAGGAUGGUUAAAGUUGGGCCAUGAUCUUGGUAUCUCAACACAAAUUUUUCGACUUGGAGGUAUCUAUGGCCCUGGCAGAAGUGCCGUGGAUACCGUAAUCAAGCAGGAGCCUUUAUCGGAACUUCAGAGAAUGAGGGCAUCCAGGCAGUACACUUCCCGAGUUCAUGUUGCUGACAUUUGUCAAGCACUAAGGGCCAGUAUUUGUAACCCUUCCUCAGGAAGAAUCUAUAACCUGGUGGAUGAUGAUCCUGCCCCACGCACUGAGGUACUUUCGUAUGCUUGGGACUUGGUUAACAGAAAAUGGUCUGGACAUACGAAGCAAAGUGUCUCUCCCUGUAUGUCAGAAUCAUUCCCAACAGAAAGCAUUUCCCAAGGCGAGAAGCGAGUCUCCAACGCCCGCAUGAAGAAAGAGCUCGGGGUGAAAUUACUCCAUCCAAGUUAUAAAUCUGGAUUGAAGAGCUUAGUUGAUCAUAUGGAUAACCCUUUUUUAUAGCCCCUUUUAUUCAUGAGAAACAAUUCUCAUCUAGUUUCGGCAAUUGACAACAUUGUCCUGGGUUUCCAAACGUUUUUGAAUUUCAUUUAGGCUUUUCUGCCUAACUCGGUAAUUGCAUUGAGUUUCAAUUCAGCUUUGUUGUGAUUUCAGC
Molecule: messenger RNA, 1335 nt
Organism: Rhododendron vialii
Lineage: Eukaryota; Viridiplantae; Streptophyta; Magnoliopsida; Ericales; Ericaceae
Exons: 8
Coding region: 93-1184 (363 amino acids)
Source: RefSeq, a predicted model, not a curated record